Molecule: messenger RNA, 836 nt
Organism: Thamnophis sirtalis
Lineage: Eukaryota; Metazoa; Chordata; Lepidosauria; Squamata; Natricidae
Source: RefSeq, a predicted model, not a curated record
AUGGAAGAUCUGUCUCUGUGGUACUCUUUAUUUUCUACUAAGAAUGCAAAGACAAAUGGAGCAGUCCCAGGAUCCAAUCAUUGGUUUUUGUCACAGAUUUCUUUAGCAAAGAGGAAAGAAGACUUCCUGAAACAAUACAAGUGUAGAAUAAAAAGGAUAAGAAGAUAUGAGAAGCAAUUUGCUAAAAGAUACCUCAAACAUCUUGAAGGUUUAAAGGAGACACUCAUAUAUCAGGCUAUAACUUUUAGGACUAUAGAAAUCUGGGUCACUGCUUCCAUCUUGGUAGACUUUGAAGAUGUGAUCGCUGAGCCAGAGGGAACCCACAGCUUUGAUGGAGUGUGGAAGGCCAGCAACACCACCUUUACCGUCAGCAAGUACUGGUGCUACCGGAUUCUCUCAGGGGUGCUGGGCCUGCCCCUUGCCUUGCUCUGGGGCUUCCUCUUUGCCUGUGUGUCUUUCUGCCACAUCUGGGGGGCUAUGCCUUGCAUCAAGAGCUACUUCAUAGAGGUGCAGUGCUGCGGGCGCUGCUAUGCCUUGUGCAUACGUACCUUCUGCGACCCUCUCUUUGAAGCAGUAGGGAAAGUUUGCAGCGACGUCCGAGUGGCCCUGCGCAAGGAACAUGCAAAGGACUGAGGCCUCUCCUUUGGCUCAGGAACAGGAUUCUGGCUUCGUUUUUCCUCCCCUUGACCCACUCAGAUGGGACAGUAGCUCAGCUGGAAUCCUGAGUCGGUUGACUGAUGGGCGGAAACAAUCUGGCUGAUGGAUCUUCCCCUUGAAUUCCUUGCCCCCAAGAAAUUAAUCCACCUCUUUUUGAUUAAGGUGGGAAAAACAAACAA